Molecule: messenger RNA, 1614 nt
Organism: Scedosporium apiospermum
Lineage: Eukaryota; Fungi; Ascomycota; Sordariomycetes; Microascales; Microascaceae
Exons: 3
Coding region: 1-1614 (537 amino acids)
Biological process (GO): cytoplasmic translational initiation
Cellular component (GO): eukaryotic translation initiation factor 2B complex; guanyl-nucleotide exchange factor complex
Molecular function (GO): guanyl-nucleotide exchange factor activity; translation initiation factor activity
Source: RefSeq, a predicted model, not a curated record
AUGCCCUCAGCCAUCACAGCGCCGUCGCCUGGGCUGCAGGCCUUAAUUCUCUGCGGCCCUGGCUCAUCCUUUCCAACCUUUACAUCAAACCCAGAUGAGAACCCCAAGGCGCUAUUACCUAUAGCGAACCGCCCUAUGGUCUGGUAUCCAAUUGACUUCUGCUACCGCAUGGGCAUAACUGAUAUCACACUGAUCUGCCCUCCAAGCGCGUCACAAGCUAUCACAAGGGCGCUAAACACCAACCCCUUCUUAACCGCCCUGCCCCUACCUCGCCCAGGUGUCUUGGCGCCCGACGGCCUGGACCAGAACACUGGCACUGCCGCGAUUCUUCGUCUCCCGGAGAUUCGACAGCUUGUACAGUCGGAUUUCUUGGUCUUGCCGUGUGAUCUAGUCUGCGAGCUUCCGGGAGAAAAGUUCCUGCAUGCCUGGAUGACUACUGCUGCGAGUCUCUCUUAUGUGUUGGGCGAUAAGAGGCUCGCCGAAGACGACGGCUCGCCUCUGUACAACGGUGGUCUCGGCGUUUGGUACGAUACCAAGACGGCCAAUCCAAUCAAGGGCGAAGAGACGGAUUUUAUUGCGACGACUCCGCUUCCCCCCGUAACUGCGAUAACUCAGAAGGGCUCCCUCUUGCCCCACGUAUCUAAGCUGGUAUACUCGAUGCCUACCUCGUCCCUAUCCGACCUUGUCGAGGAGCGCUCGGGGCUACCUGUUAGGCACGGUCUCAUCAGGAACCACCCGCGCGUUCGAAUGCUCACCACCCUCCGAGACGCUCACAUCUACAUCUUCCCGCGCUGGGUCAUCGACUUCGCAUACAAGAAUGACAGGCUCGACAGCAUCGGAGAGGACAUCACCGGCUGGUGGGCUAAGGCAGGCUGGGAGAAGGGCCUCGCCGAAAAGCUCCACCUUGGAGAAGUUUUUGCCGAAAUUGAAAAUGGCGCCGGAUCUAGGAGAUUUUCUGCCGAGGAUAGCCUCUCCGGCAACGGCACCCCUGUAGGAUCCCCGAAGGACACCAGCAGCAUCGAAACCGCGUCGAUCCCUCCCAUCCUCGCCUAUCUCCACCCCAACGAACCCGAUGCAGCCGUCAUCCGUCGAGUAGAUACCGCGCGAUUACUCCUCAGCGUUUCGCUCCAGCUGGCGAAAGUGCCCUCAAUCGAGGAAGUCGGCGCCGAGGCUGCCUCACCUUUCGCCCAUCCGAAGAAGGUGGCUUACCCUGAGGGAGUCAAGUCAAGGACGACUAUUACCAAGGCCGACUCGCUCAUCGCAGACCAUGUCACGGUGGAAGAGAAGACUUCGAUCAAGGAGAGCGUCAUUGGAGCCCAUUGUCAGAUUAAGGAAGGUGCCAAGAUGCUACAAUGCGUUCUUAUGGAUGGCGUAACGAUUGGCAAGUCGUGCAAGCUUACGAGGUGUAUUAUUGGUAAGAGAGCCGUUAUUGGCGACAACUGUGUUCUCACAGACUGUGAGAUUCAAGAGAAUUUGUUGGUCGAGGCAGGAACUGAGGGCAAGGAUGAGAAGCUUAUGAGCUCCGAGGGCCUCGAGGCGACGGAGGAGGAGAUGAGAGAGGUCCUUGAAGAUGCCGGUGAUGAUUUCAUGGCUGAUGAGGCCAUCAUAACUUAG